This is a messenger RNA of Diaporthe citri, 1590 nucleotides long. RefSeq lists its product as uncharacterized. Gene Ontology annotation, molecular function: iron ion binding; oxidoreductase activity, acting on paired donors, with incorporation or reduction of molecular oxygen; heme binding. NCBI's taxonomy places the organism in Eukaryota, Fungi, Ascomycota, Sordariomycetes, Diaporthales, Diaporthaceae. The transcript is spliced from 5 exons. The coding region runs from base 1 to 1590 and encodes 529 amino acids. The record is from RefSeq and is a predicted model, not a curated record.
AUGAUGUUUCCUUUAGAGUUCCACCACGAUCUGGACGCUGCCGAAGUCCUUCCCUUGCUUGUCCUUUUCGCGUCCGCCGGCGUUCUCGCGAUCGUCGUUUAUCGGCUUCAUUUCCACCCGCUCUCAAGAUACCCCGGCCCACAGGAUCGACACAUUUGGCUAUGGCGUCUUCAAGAGGAGUACGGCCCAACUUUUCGAUACCGGCCAGAUAGCAUCCUCGUAAACACCCCCUCGGCAUACACCCAGAUCUUCGGGCCCAAGGGCAAUGUAAAGAAGGGACUGUACUAUCAGGUGUGGCCUCGCCACGCAAAGGCCAUCACGACAUGGAACUCCAUCGACUUCGCCGUCCACAGCCACAAGCGGCGCGUGCUGAACCACGCCUUCUCAUCCAAGGCGCUGCGCUCUGCCGAGCCGUUCGUGCUCUCCAAUGCUGACAGGUGGUGCGAGCUGCUCGACCAGGAGGUCAGCGCGGGCGGUGAAUGGUCAGGUUCCGUCAACAUGACCGACUGGGUCAACUACCUCGUCUUUGACAUCCUGGGCGACCUGUGCUUCGGCAAGUCUUUCGGCAUGAAGGAGCCGGACGGGCCUAUGAAAGAGGCACCGCACCUGAUGGCGGACAUGCUGACGCUGUUGAAUCCGAUCGCCUUCGCGCCUUUCACUGCACUCUGGGUCUGGCUGAAGCCAAGAGGCCUGGACUCGCUCCUCGCCGUCGCGACGCCUCCGCCCGUGAAGAGAUGGGGCGACUUCGUGACCAAGUGCCUCUCGGACCGCACAAAGGCGGAGCAGGAGGCGCAGAGGCGAUUGGCUAGCGACCCGGACUUCGAGGUGCGCAAGGACUUCUUCCAUUAUCUGUUCCACGCGCAGGACCCGCAGACGGGGAGGGGAUUCCCCAUGGAGGAGCUGUGGGGCGAGGCGGAGUCCCUGAUCAUUGCUGGCUCGGACACGACGGCCAUCGUGCUCACGGCGAUGUUCUUCUACCUGGCGCGGAAGCCGGACGUUCAGGCCAAACUCGCCGAGGAGAUCCUAUCCACAUUCCACAGCUUCGACGACAUAGCAGGAGGGCCAAGCCUCCACGGGUGCAAGUACCUCAAGGCCUUCAUCCAGGAGUCCCUCCGCAUGGCCCCUCCCGUCGGCGCCGAGCUGGACCGCGAGGUCCUCAAGGGCGGCACGGUCGUCGACGGCGAGUUCGUGCCCGAGGGCGUCAACGUCAGCGUGGGCCACUACUGCCUGAGCUACAACAAGGACAUCUUCCCCGAGCCGCUCGAGUUCCGGCCCGAGCGGUGGAUCGUGGGGGAGAAGGGGGCGUCGUCGGCCGAGAGCGUGGCGCUGGCCGAGAGCGCGUUCUGCGCGUUCUCGACGGGGUCCAGGGGGUGCCCGGGCAAGAACCUCGCGUGGCUGGAGAUGAUGAUCGUCAUGGCGAAGAUCGUCCACAGGUUCGAGGUGAGGAGGGACUUUGCGGACAACCUGGGGGGUGGGAGUCCAGAGGGGAGGGUGGGCCGUCGGAAUGUGGACCAGUAUCAGACGUAUGAUGCGUUUGUGUCGCUGAGGCAGGGCCCGAUGGUGCAGUUUAAGAGAAGGCAGCUGGUAUGA